Molecule: messenger RNA, 1959 nt
Organism: Notodromas monacha
Lineage: Eukaryota; Metazoa; Arthropoda; Ostracoda; Podocopida; Cyprididae
Source: the annotation of a GenBank genome assembly
UCCACCAGACAUUUCUUCUCCUGCGAAGAACUCAUGAUUUGAAACAAGAAAGAGAGGAAAUUUUCCACCAGUUGCGAUUAAUCAGUGCAAUGAUCCCUUCCCAAGAGAUGUGCAUCCUGUACCAGGAGAGGUCAGGGUAUAUAUUGACCCAACUUUUGUGCAGCAGUACUCGUUUUUGCAGUAAGUACCCCAGCUCUGGUGUGUCUCGCAGCCUCGGUGUUGAUGGUGUUGACAGUGUCGCUGAGUUUCGCCUGGUACAAAAGCCGAGGCAGCAGCAGUAACGAAGAACAAUCGAGCUGCAAAAAUGACGACUGUUUGCCAACCGCUUCCACCAUCAUCAGAAACAACAGAGAAAUUUUCAAGUACUUCAGUGCUGAAGAGGACGAGGACGACGACGUCGACGGCGGGGGAGACAAUUUUGUGUCCGGUGCCAGGAAAAGUUGGGCUCGGAUUUUCACGGGCACUGGCUGUUCUGAAAAGAGAGAGGACCCGACGACGUUUGUGAGUGAGAAUAACAUCCCUGCCAGAGUUUCCCAAGAUGCGGACUCCAAUAAGUUGAAGGAAUCACAACUACGCUUCAAACUUGGGUACGUGGCUGAGACACGGGGCUUUCAGGUGACUGUGGUGAAGUGUUUCGGGUUGCCUGCUGAAGUCUCUGGUGAUUUCUUUGUGCGGGUCGAACUGCAGCCCCUGGGGCUGAAAGGAAGCACGAGGAUUCUGAGAAAUACUCUGAAUCCCGAAUACGACGAGGAGUUCACCUUUUUCGGCGUGAAAAAAGAACUUUUACAGGCGAGUCCUUUUUUGUGGUUGUCGUUGUUGCUCGCCUCAGUUUAUUGCGAGGAAAUGUGGGUCAAUUUGAGAGUGCUGAGCUUUGACCGAUUCUCCAGAGACGUCGUCGUGGGCGAGGUCGUGGUUCCGCUGACGUCUGUCGACUUGGACGCUGUUGACACUCGGGAAUUCACUGUUCCACUUUUAUCCCAGAGAAAGCCAGAGUUGCUGGUCUCACUUGGUUACCAGCCAGCUGCCAGGAGACUGAGUGUGGUUGUCUUGAAGGCCAGACACUUGAUGCUACCUUCUGCAACUUUCCAAGGCCCUUCUGUGGAGGUUUUUCUGAUGUACAAGGAGAAGAGAUUGGAUACCAAGAAGACCAGCAAAGGGAAGCCGCGGCGCACUUCAGGAAACCCAGCUGUUUUUAAUGAAUCAUUUGUGUUUGAUGUGCCUGAGGGCAGCCCUGGGGGAUCCUGUGGGGAUCUGGAUCCCUUGGACCCGGAUUUCAUUGCGCACUGCGUGGAGAAUUUAUCACUCCAUUUCCUGCUUACUAUUAGCUGUUGCUGUGCUGGUGAAAACCAUCAGCAGGCUUUGGGACACUUGGAAAUGGGACUCAGCACAUUUUCUGCCACAGAGGCUGCGUCAGAGCAUUGGCAAGAGGUGUGGAGGUCCCCAAGACGUCAAGUUGCAGAGUGGCACACCCUGAUGGAUCCCCUUUGAAGCUUGAUAUAAAGAACCCAACACUUGAAUGUAAUAUGGUAUGAUGAGAGGGUCGAUCAAAAAUAGGAGAGAGAAAAAAAAAAGAAGAAUAUAAGGAAUAAUAAGAUAUAUGGGAGCACAGAUGUGAGCCGGUGGUGAUGAAAGAGAGGAUGUUACAGCCGUUAUGGACAGAAUCGAUCUCGUGUAUAUAAGUGGGCUUCUGCGAGGAAUACUGAUCUGUAUAAGGCUUUGGCUAAAUUAAUUGGCUUGAAUUGCUGAUGAGUCUUUCUCCUCACGCGAGCAAAAGUAAGACGCUGUAUUUUUCUGACACAUUGUCUUAUUCUGCUGCUGCUCAUCAUCGCCAGAACGUGCGCGUGUCUGAAUUGUAUAUGUUUGCCCCCCGAGGCAUUAAAUGCUGUUCUGCUGUGUGUUCAGGAAAUGCUGCAUGUGCUGCUGGAAUGUGUAUGAAUAAUGAAAGAUGGAUGUCAUUUG